AUGUCUAUCCAGCAGUAUCAAACAACGAAGAAAGGCGGACCCUUCGCCCUGGUUUCAGCCCCGAUGCCAAAUCCCGGCGCCCACGAAAUCACUAUCCGCCCCAAGGCUGUGUCCAUCAACGCCAUCGAUUGGAAGAAUAUUCAGUUUGGCGCGCUUGUAGCCGGCUGGCCAUGUGUUCUUGGCAUCGAGGGUUCUGGCACGGUUGAGUCAGUUGGAGAAGGUGUAACAUCUUUCAAGCCCGGUGACGAAGUCAUGAGCUGGAUCCAGAGGACUCAGUUCAACGGUGCAUUCCAAGAUGUAUACAAGGCCCAUGAAAGUGUGGUUGCUAAAAAGCCAACAAAGCUCAGCUUUGAAGAGGCAACCUCCAUCCCCAUUACCUAUCUCACUGCGGCAGCUACUAUUGCCGUUGGAUUGAAAGUCCACAUCCCUGGUCUGUCUACCAAAGACACUAAUGAGGCACCACCUCGCUCCAUUCUGGUUCUGGGUGGAAGCUCUGGUGUAGGUUCCAGCGCCAUACAGCUGUUGCGCAUCGCCCUACCGUCGGCUACCAUAAUCACAACUAGUUCGCCCACCCAUCAUGCACGACUCAAAUCUCUUGGGGCUCAUGUUACUCUCGAACGAUCUGCUCAGCAGGACGCCGCCAUCUUGAAGGCAGUAACACCUGAAGGAGCGGGUGUAGACGCCAUCAUUGACGCGGUCGGGGCCGGGAGCGCUGAGCCUGCUGUUUAUAGUGCUUUGCGGGAAGAUGGUCCGAAAUUGUACUCCCUCGUAAUCACACGCCCGGGAGCAGAGCUGCCGGAGGGCAUAAAUGCAACCUUGGUUGGUGGCCAAUCUAUCCUUGACGAGAAUCCAAAUGCGAUGGAGUAUCUCAGCAAAUUACUGGAUGGGGAUAAGUAUAAGUUGCCCCUGAAUGUUGAGGUCGUGGGCAAGGGUUUCCAAGCCAUCGAAACAGGCUUGGGUAAAAUCAUGAAGACUAGUGGAACAAAGCUCGUUGUAAGCUUGUAA
Messenger RNA from Clonostachys rhizophaga, 1005 nucleotides. The record is from the annotation of a GenBank genome assembly. Lineage: Eukaryota; Fungi; Ascomycota; Sordariomycetes; Hypocreales; Bionectriaceae.